UCAUAUUUGCUAUUACAGGAAGGGCACAAAGGCGUGAAACUCUCCAGGCAAUCCAAUGUAGCCAUAACAAUGACAUACCUUGGACAAAGGCUUCCAGUCAAAUCCAGAGACGAGAUGAAAGUCUUCCAGCAGAUCUGUGGGGGAGAGAAUAUCUGUGUUUUUAAAGGCCACUUACUUCCAGGAGAAUGCUUCCAGUUUGUUUCUAAAAGACAUUAUGGCUACCCCUUCAGCGCAACCUUCUUUGUCAAUGGUAUCAUGGCUACAAGGAUUAGCUCUUGCUGUGAAUACAGGUACUCCAUAGGCUUCCAGCAGGGAAAACAGGGCUGCUUCAGAGUUAUUAAUCUCCAGGGAGGACAGCCAUGUUACAGAUGUGCAAGCACACGAAACUGGAAAAAGAACACUUGGAAAGCUGAAGGAAAUGAAGAGGACAACAAUUUCUGCAGUGCUCCAUCUGAGGAGAAUUUGGAAAGCGCUGAAAAAGAAUCAUGUGUCUCCUCCCCUCUGUUCAUCCCAGUAAAGAGAAGUGGCAAAAAGAGCAGAAGGUCAUUGCAGGCCAGCAGAAGACAUUAUCAAGAGGCAGUCAGUGGGUCAACAGACGAAGACUGGCAUUGCGCUACAGAAACAGGUGACUGCCGCAGGCAGAGGGAAGACGUUCAGAAGAAACGUUCAGAAGACAUUAGUGCCCCUGCAGGUGAGGAGGCCUGCACUGAAGAAAGAACAAGUCUAGAGAUGGCAGAGACUGUGUCCUCACAGCCUGGUAACACACAGGAAGAAACCAAUAGUUUAAUUCCUGCCACGGCCAUGCAAAAGACAAAAUUAAAAAAACCAAAGAGUUUAAAACUUAAGAAGAAAAAAGAUGAGCUCGAAAAUGAAAUAACACUGAACACUGGAAAUAUGUCUGUUAAAUAUUCACUACGGGAUGGGUUAUCCCACUGUCAACAAGAAAGUGCAAAGGAGACUGAACUAAGGGGGCAGUUAAACAGAAACACACUCCAUGAUAAGCAAAUUGGAAUCACCUCUAAACCUGAAAACAUCCCAGACCAGCAGAACUUGCUCAACAAAGAUGUGGAAAAGAGACAAAGAUUGCAAGAGAAACUGUCCUCUGUGUUUUUCACUGAGAAUUGUCCCUCAGAUGUGGAGCUCAGUGACUCCAGUGACACAAGCGAAUACAGUACAAGCUAUUACACCAUGCAGAGGAUCAAGAGGCAGGAGAGUAGACCACUUGGCCAGCAUGCAAAUGGUGAAUUGCUUUUGCCAUCUGUAUAUAGACACAAUCAUUCUGCCAUGCUGGAAAGAAAUGAAAGACCUUAUAAGGGUUUUUCUUUGAAGGAAGGAGACACAGAAGUCAAGAGUUAUUUGCAACCUCAGGAUGAGCAUCGCUCUAAUGGAGAAGGUGAAAACAAGUUUACUGGCCCUCAGAAUUUUAAGAAUCACCCAUCUGUAGAAAGCCAGCCUGAUGGUACAUUACCUCUACAUAUUGGUGACAAGGAACUUAUCAUACUGCAAGUGAACCAUGAGAUGCAGGACAAAGCUCAGUAUCUAAGGAAACAGGUGGAUGACAUGGUCACAGUUUUGGAGGCCAGUGAUUUAGUUGAACAGCUGGUUCUGAGAAACACAGGACUGACUGAUGACUUACUUGGACGCCUCAUAACGGCAAUGAUGAACAGCCCAUCUGAAGUGGAGAUGAUAAACCUGAAUCUGAACAGUAUAGGACCUCCAGGAGCCCAACUUCUGUUAGACCUGCUCAAAGUCAAGCCAAAAGUUAAAGGCCUUUUGUUAUUUGGAAAUCAGCUUGGAGAUGAUGGUGUCUGCAAACUACUGACAGGUCUCACAGAACUCCAGAUGGACAGAGAAGAUGAGCUACUUAAACUCCAGCACUCGGGAGAGAGGAAGAACUUCACCUUAUUGGAAUUGGACAUUGGUGGGAAUAAGACCACCAGUAAAGGGCUAAGGGCUGUGGCCUCUUUUCUAACUCGGCAUUCAUUCCUACAGUAUUUGGGUCUAGCCCAAAGCAAUGGUGCAGAUACAGAAGGAUGGGAAGAGGUCUUUAACAGCUUGAAGACCAACAAUUCAGUCAGCCACAUAAUCCUGGAUGAAAACUGCUUGGGUGAUGAAGGAGCAAAGCUAUUUGCAGAGAUGUUAAAAUCUAAUCAGAGCCUUUGUAAGGUUGAUUUAGACAGUAAUGGAAUUGGGGAACGGGGUGCGCAUGACAUCCUUGAAGCUUUAAUCAGCAGACGUGGAUGCUCUCUGGAACACUUGAGUUUGGAAAAUAACGUCAUUGGUGAUGAACUCUUAACAAAAAUUCAUGAGCAACUCAAACCUAAGUUUUUAUAAUGCUUUAUAAAGUUGCUU
Lepisosteus oculatus (spotted gar) is the source of this 2352-nucleotide messenger RNA. NCBI's taxonomy places the organism in Eukaryota, Metazoa, Chordata, Actinopteri, Semionotiformes, Lepisosteidae. The record is from RefSeq and is a predicted model, not a curated record.